AUGAAUCUAUCACAAACGCUACGCGCCCUCUUUGUGGCCCUGGCUGGGGUGCAUGCAGCGGGGAACACCGGGGAGCCUCUCAUUUCAGCUCCAGGAGACACUGCAAUCAUCCCAGGAUGGAGACUCCAAUCCAGCACGCGCGUCUCAGACGAUAUGUCUGGCCUGUCCCAGCCCGGUGCGGAUGUGUCUUCCUGGCAUCAUGUCGGCCCGCGCGGAACAGUCAUGGCUGGGCUUAUCGAAGAUGGCGUGUACAAUGAUAUGGAGUUAUUUUAUUCGGAGAAUAUGAAGCAACUGGACUCGGAGACUGUUUUCCGUUCUCCAUGGCUCUACCGGCAGGAAUUUACACUCAGCCCGACCGACAGCCAACACUUUGCGCUACAGACCCACGGCAUCACCUCCAAAGCCGACAUUUACGUGAAUGGUGAGCUGAUCGCGACGAGCGACGAGCAGCAGGGCUCGUACGGUGGCCACAAGUACAACUUGACCAACUAUGUACAGGAUGGAGCCAACUGCUUGCUUAUCCGGGCCUAUCCGACAAACUAUCUGCGUGAUUUUGCCAUGGGUUUCGUCGACUGGAACCCGUAUCCCGCGGACAACGGUACUGGCGUGUGGCGGCAUGUGGAGAUCUCACAGACAGGCCCUGUCUCAAUGUCUCCUUUCCGGGUCAUCACCGAUUUCAAUAAGGCGGGGCAGAACCAGCAGGUGAAUGUGACGCUGAAAACCGACCUGGUUAACCAAGCACAGAAGACAGUUCAAGUAACAUUAUACGGCACAAUUAGCUCACCGGACGGGUCCCAAGUUGGUCCUAUAACGCAUUCUCUUGAACUACGGCCUGGCGAGAAUAAAACAAUUUCAAUCAGAGUCCCGGUCGAAAAUGCCAAGAUCUGGUGGCCAGCCCGCUGGGGUGCUCAGCCGCUGUACACAGUUCAAGCCAGCGCGCUUGUCCAUGACAAAACCAUGAAAGUGUCGGACAGGACUCGGCCUCAACAAUUUGGUAUUAGACAAGUUUCAUCCUACGUCAACGAGCACAAUGAUAGGGCCUUCAUUGUGAAUGAUCAGCCAUUUCAGGUCCUGGGAGCAGGCUACGGACCGGACUUGUUCAUGCGCUUCGAUGAGACGCGAGUCGAGAAGAUCUUCCAGUACAUGCUUGAUAUGGGGAUGAACACUGUGCGUCUUGAGGGGAAGCAGGAGCAUCCAGAAUUGUAUGAGCUGGCGGACCGGAUGGGCAUGAUGGUGUUGGCGGGCUGGGAAUGCUGUGAUAAGUGGGAGGGCUGGGAGUACAAUGAUGACGCCGCAGGGGCCAAGUGGGGAGAGUCGGACUACCCUAUUGCUCGCGCGGCGAUGCUUCACGAGGCAGAGAUGAUGCAAGCGCACCCUUCCAUGCUUGGGUUCCUUGUGGGCUCGGACUACUGGCCAAACGACCGUGCCACAGAGGUAUAUCUGGCUGCUUUGAAGGAGAUGGAUUGGGAAAAUCCGGUUAUUGCGUCCGCUAGCAUGCGUGGCUACCCGGAGGCCCUGGGACCCUCCGGAAUGAAGAUGGAUGGUCCAUAUGACUGGGUGCCUCCCAACUAUUGGUAUGGCGACAAGGGAGGUGCUGCAUUUGGUUUCGGGUCUGAGCUUGGUGCGGGGGUUGGUACACCUGAGAUGGGCAGUUUGAAGAAGUUCAUGUCCACCGUUGACCUGGAAACCAUGUGGAAAGAGCCAGCGGCGGAUCUAUACCAUAUGUCCCGAUAUGACUCACAAUUCUUCGACCGCUCGAUCUACAACCAAGGUCUUUUUUCCCGCUAUGGAAAGGCACUGGAUCUCGAGGAUUAUGUGAUAAAGUGCCAGAUGGCAGAUUACGAAGCGACUCGGGCUCAGUUCGAGGCAUACUCGGCGCAUCAGAACGCAUCUCGGCCGGCGACUGGAUCGAUCUAUUGGAUGUUGAACAGUGCAUGGCCAAACCUCCACUGGCAGUUGUUUGAUUACUAUCUGAGCCCAAUGGGCGCAUACUUCGGCACCAAAGUUGGCAAUCGUCUGGAGCAUGUUGCGUAUAACUAUGAAACUGAACGUGUGUGGUUGAUUAACCAUUCCCUGGAGCAGGAUGGCGACCGAGAAAUUUCUAUUGAUUUGAUUGAUACCAAUGGAAAGGAGAUUUCCGGAGCCAAGGUCGACACGAGUACGGUUCCCAAUUCGUCCAAGGAAAUCCAGCAAGUGAGCGGGAUUAAUAAGAUCAAGGAUGUUGCGUUCUUGCGCCUGGUGCUGCGCGACACCAAAGCAAACCGUGAACUGAGUCGCAAUGUGUACUGGCUUUCCCCCAAGCCCGAUGUCCUCAACUGGGAUGAGUCCAACUGGUACUACACCCCGGUGACGGACUAUGCCAAUUACACCAAGCUCGAGACCCUCUCACCGGCUAGGGUGAAGGCCAGGGUGCAACCCGUCAAAGCGAAGUCCAAGGACGGCUUGACAUACGCUGAGGUCCAGCUGGAGAACACGUCCAAUGUCCCCGCCGUGUUCCUGCGGUUGAAUGCUGUCAGGUCAUCGGACGGCACUGAGAUUGCACCAGUUUACUGGUCAGAUAAUUAUGUGACCCUGUGGCCCAAUGAGAAGCUUCGUGUGGUAGUCAGCUUUGAAGGCGACAUUACGCAGACAGUCAUUCAGGUAUCUGGUCGAAACGUCGAGAAGCAGGCUUUGAAGGGCUCAAGGUAG
This is a messenger RNA of Penicillium canariense, 2688 nucleotides long. Its product is annotated as putative glycosyl hydrolase. Gene Ontology annotation, molecular function: hydrolase activity, hydrolyzing O-glycosyl compounds. Gene Ontology annotation, biological process: carbohydrate metabolic process. The transcript has 2 exons. NCBI's taxonomy places the organism in Eukaryota, Fungi, Ascomycota, Eurotiomycetes, Eurotiales, Aspergillaceae. The record is from RefSeq and is a predicted model, not a curated record. Bases 1 to 2688 code for a protein of 895 amino acids.